UAGCUCAAAAUCACAAAUUUACCUCCAAGGGUUUUACAAUCUGUGCAGCAUAUGACACCUCUAUUAUUAGACCCUUGUUUUGGAUGAGGAACAGUUCCCUAAAAACGUUUGUAAAAAGAUAUAUUUUAAAAAGAAAAAACACAAAGCAAUAGGCAGGGGAUUCAUCUUCCAGCACAGACUGAUAUGCAAUAGACUGUGUACAGAGCAGACAGAAAUAACAAUAGUAAAUUUACAAUAUGGAGAGUCAAAAUGGAAUAUGGAAAAUUAGUAGAUAGUGGAGGAAGAUAGAUUGAAAACAUAUAAUAAGCAAUUGCUUCGGUCCACACACCAGCACCGUUACAAGCUGUAAUAAUGGCUUUAAUAAUGGUCAAUAAAUCAUUAACCAAGACUUUACAGAUCAUUUAUAAGCUACUGAGAACAACAACAACUUUUGGCUAGUCAGUUUGUGGAAAAUCUUCCUUGAGCUUGAGCUUGACAUAAAUGUUAGUAAGCUCUUCUUAAGAGGUAAUGGGUUGCUCAAUUUGUAAUAAGCCAUCAGCAAAGGUUAGUCAAUCAUCUAUAAAUGUUAAUAAAUUAUUGAUAAGGGUUUCAACUAUAAUCCAUCAGAUUUGCAGUUGUUGCAUAAAUGUUAGAUGGAUUUUGAUCCAGGUGUCAUGCAGCCCUUUUCCAGAGGUGGUCAAACAGUCAACUAUAGUUUAACUCCUACCUCAUGAAAUAAAUAAGUGACAAAUUUGUGAUGCUGGAGGGGGAUUUUCCUAAAAGUUGUUCUCUUUAAAAGCUUAGACGGGUCUAUAAAGCAAUAAUAUAUAUUAACCAGUGAUAGAGCCAUGAUUUACAGCCUAUAAGCGCUUAGUAAAUAGUGGUGCACUGUCUGUUGACAGCAGCAUUAGACCAGGCACCUAUAUGACACUCAUUCCCACCACUACGACCCCUCGUCGCCUUCUUCGUAACUACUAUCCUCCCAGUACAGCGGCCAGUACAGUGAGUGGGUUUUUCUCCCCCUCACUGCUGCAGCAGCAGGAGCUGGAGCCUGUCGCUAGGCAACCGCCCCUCCUUCCCAGCAUCAGCACCACGACGGUGUGUGCGCGCGCUCUGCCGCAUCUUCAAGUUGCCUGCACGUUCUGCGUGCCUUGUCAUCACGUAUAGGGCAGGUUUCGGUUUGCAAACACGAUACAUUCCUCUCCCAGUGUCAGAGCUGCACCGAGGAACAGAGGAGAGACGUGAGGGCAGCAGAGGGAGGGGCGAGUUGAAAGAAGAGUUGCAAAUUAAACUCGGAAGGAUUUGAACAUGUCAUUCCGGACAUAGGUAGGGCUAUGCUGUUAUGUUCACGUGACGCCUGGUGGGAGGCAAUGGGGUUAAACGACCGGGAUACAUACACACAAACAAAACACACGGGCUGAACGGGAUGCCCGCGUGACUGCAGGGAGGAACGAGGCGGUGGAGGAGGAGGAGGAGGUGGUGGUGGUGGUGGUGGGGGUCUAGGUGCGUGAGGACCACCGCAAAACCCCCGAGGUGGACUUGUCAAAGAUCGAAACCUGCGAGGGAAGCUUCAUUCCGGUCCAGCUGCUAUUUUUGGUGCGGUUUGAAAAUCGAUGGACGAUAUUUAUUUCCUGUUCACGUCGAGGUAAUUAGUCUCGCUUCCCGAACGAACCGAUGUGAUCUCGGGGGCUUUUUGAUCUCCACCACCGUCUUUUUUUUUUCUUUUUGUCUUCUUUCUUUUCGGUGACGGGAUGAGGACCUAACAUAAAGGUCGCGCCAGGAGUUGGGGGUCUUGGUGGUGGUAGUGGUGGGGAGCGCGCAUGUUCGGAUUUUUCGCUCCUCCUGAGUGGACGGACACGCGGACCGACCGGCUCGUGUCAUCGCUGCUGGGGGGGGGGGUGAAACGACGAGCGAUCAGCUGGUUUUCUAUGGGAUGCUUCAGAAUUUGCGGCCUGCUCGGGUCUCCAGUUACCGCAAUGCCACUGGCGAGAGGGGGGAGAGGUGGAAGGAAGGCAGAAGACGGAGAGGUGGAAGCAGCGAAAAGCAAACGAGUAUAGCAAUAAUGUACGGCAGCCAAAAAAACUAAAUCUAGCUCAGUUUGUGUGGUUGUGUAAUAAUCAGAUAAUGAGGAGGAGAAUGGUAUAGACUGUACUUGUUAGGCUAUAAUGGCCUGUGAACUACAGGGGGUGAAAGAGAUGCUGUAUUGACUGAAGCAACAUUUGUAUCAUGGCUGAAGUGUCAAAUAAGACGAGUAAGGUGGCUGCAAAUGUGUAGUGGCCGCUCAUUUCUCAACUUUCUGCUGACAAAGUUCUUGGACUCACUGACUGGACUAUAGUGCACACCAUGGGGCAUUGCGCAGCACCUAUGGCACCUGCCAGUGGAGAGCUUGGUGCAUAAUUGUGACGGAGUGGAGUUCUGAAGCCAGCAUUUAUGUCUCUCCCUCUUCUACUCUCCCAUGCUUCUGCCCACACACAACAACUGAACUUUGUUUUAUGAACCCAGAGUGAGCGUGAAACCUCUCCCAGCCUCCUCCUCCUCCUCCUCAGAGACGAGUCUAACAUGCCUUCACCGUCAGACUCCAGCAGCGUGGCUUCGGCCUCGGGGUCUCGAGGCUGGUCGGACAGCCGUAGGGGCAUGUCGGGCCGGGGGCCCGGUGGUGCCAGGGUGCUCCUGUACCUGGGGCUGUGCCACCUGGGCCUGGGGGCCAUGGUCCUGGCCUUCUCCUUCACCAGCAUGGCCUUCACCUCCACAGCCCGUGUGAGGCAGUAUUGUCCAUUUUGGUCUGGCUUCUUUGUGGUGGCAUCAGGAAUAGUUGGGAUAAUCUCAUGGAGGAGACCUCUGACGCUGGUGGUGUCACUGUUCAUGCUGCUGUCUGCAGUGUGUGUGAUCCUCAGCCUGGCCGGCUCCAUGCUCUCCUGUCAGAACGCACAGAUGGUCAAGUCUAUGCUCACCUGCCAGGUGGACAAUGGCCUGUGUGUGUGUUGCGCGCCCACCACUCACAAAUGCCCCAGCGUCGAGGAUGAGACCCUGGUCCUCUACCAGAAUGAUAAGUGCCACUCAGUCAGACGUCAGCUGAAGGACCUUCUGUUCAGUGCUUGUGGUCUCAGCAUUCUCUCCACCAUCAUCUGCACUUUGUCCACUGUGACCUGCAGUAUUCACAUAUUCUCCCUGGACCUUGUGCACCUGCUGGCACCCCAUCGCUCUCGUUCAGUCAACCCAGAGUGCACCACUCCUCAGGAUGCCUUCCUGACCAACAUCAUGGACUUUGAGGAGUUUGUCCCACCCAUCCCUCCGCCUCCUUACUAUCCUCCUGAGUACACCUGCAGCUCUGAGACAGAUGCUCAGAGCAUCACCUAUAACGGCUCAAUGGAGAGCCCUGUUCCCCUGUACCCCACUGACUGCCCCCCUCCUUAUGAAGCUGUCAUGGGACAGAGAGCUGCCAGCCAGGCAACGAUGUUUGACGCUCACGGCACUGAGCUGUCUGGAGAGAGGGGAACCUCUACUGCCUUCAGUGGAGAAGUGUCCAUGGACAGUGGAUCUCUGCUGAUGUCGGAGAUUGUGGACAUCCCUGAUGAUUCCUCCCCAUCUGAGGACUCCUGUCUGAUGGAGGUUGGGCUAAGGCACCAGGGGGAGAGGGGCAACAGGAAUGCCAGCGAGGGGGGAGACAGUGGAGACGGAGGGGAGUACCUCGGCUUCCGUGGUCCCCUGUGUCAAACACCAGAGAGUCCUCUGGCAGGAGGACCAAGGGCCAGGCGCUUCCUGAGAGGAGAGAGGUCCAACUCCUGCUCUUCACCCAGCACAGCCACUACCACAUACAGGUCUCCAGUAUUGCGACGCCAGGCCAUGCUAGCUAGUAGCUGUUCCCAACUAGAAGCAAUAGGGGGCUCCACCUCUCAACAUCGAUCCUCCAUCCCAGAGAUUCGAGUUCGCCCUUCCACUCCCCUGCGCCAAGGAGCUGCUCCGACCUCCUCUGUUCCUCCCACCUCAUCCUCCUCAGCCGCCAGUGAGCCAGGCGGUGGUCAGAGUAACGGGCAGCCCCUCCCACGUCAGCCGCUGUACCUGCGACGAAGAGCGGGGAAAAGUGAGAAGGAUGGAGAGAGCCUAAGGGGGGAUAGUGAAGGGCUGCUACGCCUCGUGAGGUCACACAGCGAGCCAGGCCUCGGCUCCUCGACCGAUACAGUUGACUUUGGCUCUGGAAGCAGCAAGGCAUCUAUAGAUACAGGUCCAUCCUCUGGGGCGUGUCUGUUGCCCCGCACCUCUUUGCCUCCUGCUGCAGCUUUGCCCAGGAAAGGCAGCACAGGGGUGCAGGUCCCCGCCAAACCUCCACCCACAUCGCCAUUGCGUUUACCUAAAGACUGCCACCGUUCCCUCGGUGACCUUAAGGUGACUCGAGUUCUGGUGGCUCGUUUUCUACAGCGCUCCAAACGCAACCUAGCUCCCUCUUCUGAGCAUGCUGGGAGCACAGGACAGGGGCCUAAGAGGCGGAGUGGAGCUGAGGGUGCUGCCACCAACCACCUAGCCCUAGAACAAGUGUUGCGGACCCCUUGGAGCGCUGGUCGAGGACACCCCAACCAUCAAACUCAUCAUCCCCCUCAUCACCGUGGACACCACCAUUCCCAUAGUGACAGUCGACACAACCGGCACUACAGUGGCCGGGCGCCAGAGGGGAUCCACCUGCGCAGCUGUGGAGAUUUAAGCUCGUCCUCGGCGUCACUACGUCGAUUGGUGACGCCUUAUCCACCGCAUGGGUCAUCAGGAGCUCUCUACUCAGAGUCUGCACUGUGAGGUUGGGAGGAGGGUGACGGAGGGACUGGGGAGGAAAAUAGAAGGCACACAAGAUGGCAGGGAUGUAGAGGACAGUCAAUGGAAAACACCUAGAAAUGAAAUUUUGAAAAACUUCCCUUCUUCUCUUCGUCACAUCUGUUUCCUGAACUGUGCAAAUGGCCUUAUUCUGUGGUGCUCUUUAUCACUCGGAACAUCAACCCAGAGCUCACACUUAAUUCGCUGUUCAACAUCAGUGAAACAGUCAUUCGAUGCUUAUUUCUGGUCACUGUGGUCUUUCCUCUAACAGAACAAAUCCAUUAUUGGCUGAGACCAACCUACCAGACGCAUCUUUUCUGCUGUGUUCUCCAUAUCCUCCCGCUCAAUAGCCAUCCAGAAACAACUCUUCCUCAAGACCGGAGACAGAACUCAGCAGUCAUGCUACAACAGCCACUUACUCACAUGUACAUUCAAUCUAUUACGUAAUUAUGGGUUGCAAUAUGCAUCUGGCCCUUUUGUACAUUGCUAUAUACCCACAGGAUCGCUCAGGUGAAGUGAUCAUGGAAACUCUUAUUUUGUCUUCCAUUGAUAAAAAAUGCAUCUCAAUAAACAUAUAGUUAGCUGAGUACAAUAUAAGAUAAACAGAUGAGGUUGCACACGAGGACAAAAGCUGUCACAUGACAAACCCUUUACUGAGUUGCUGAUUUUGAUGUUUCCUUUUUGCAAUUCAAAUUCCCACUUUUUUUCACAUGUUCACACCUCCACAUUGGCCUUCAAAGAAAGGCAGCCAGCAAUUCUAACACUGACAGUACUGCACGCCACAGAUACACGUUCAGCCUUUGAAAUGUAUUCUCUGUGGGUGGCCCCCCUGGACACGGUAGUUUGAUUUGCAUAUGUGCAUGUUUUGCUACAGCCUCCCAAAUACAGCAGGAACCUUGUGCAUUAGAUCCUGAUCAUCUGUGUAACUAAAGUAACACGUCCUAAGAAUGUCUUUAUCUGCAUGUUUUGACAAUGCUUAUUACUUUUUCUCCUCUUGCACCUAAGACCUAUGAUAGUAGCCAUUUGAAAUGUGUUUGUGUUAAUAGAUAGCUGAUGGGAAAGGUCAGAGUCAAAGAUGCGCAGUGUUCCUAAAGUUCACUGCCAGAUGGCUCCAAACAUGCCUCUGCAUCCUAAUUUGAUUUUGAUAGGGUUUGAAAAUCUUUCAAGUGCACAGGCAUGGGCUAAAACAGCCUGAUACUGUAAGAUAGAGAGGUGUAAAUUGCACUGUGACUCUGAUGACACUAAGAGUCUCUUGCAAUAAAUGUACAGACUAUUUGUUAAGAGGUCAGGCUUCACACUAUGUGUUGGCACAGUUCCCUUUGGACUUGCAAGUGGGGGUGGUUAAGUGAAAAAAAAAAGAAGAAGAAGAAGCCGCCCUGGGCUGCUGACACUCCAGUGACAGUGAACAUAUGAUGGGUCUGUCACCUCUGGAUACUGGAUUUUGAAGUGUAUCAUUAUAUGUGUGUCAGAUUGGACUUUUUUUAUUGGAAAGUCUUUUUGGUGUGCUCACUAAGCAGUGAUAUUGACUCCAUUAUCAGUAAAGACACAUUUUGGAGACACUCAUAUGUAUGUAACUAAUUUUAAAAAUUUACACACAUACACACAGAUACAGGCACACUCAUACACUCCCUUAUUAAGGCACUGAGCUGUGUUUCUACCUCCUGUCUUGCAUAAAAUAUUAUUUAUUUGAAAAAAUGUGUAUAUCUGUAUGGCAGGCUUAACAGGAUAGAGCCUUGAAAACUGAAUAAUAAAUAUAUCUAAAUAUGA
This is a messenger RNA of Lates calcarifer (barramundi perch), 6546 nucleotides long. RefSeq names its product family with sequence similarity 189 member B (gene entrep3). NCBI's taxonomy places the organism in Eukaryota, Metazoa, Chordata, Actinopteri, Centropomidae. Gene Ontology annotation, cellular component: membrane. The record is from RefSeq and is a predicted model, not a curated record. The coding region runs from base 2539 to 4764 and encodes 741 amino acids. The transcript is spliced from 14 exons.